Molecule: messenger RNA, 901 nt
Organism: Suillus subaureus
Lineage: Eukaryota; Fungi; Basidiomycota; Agaricomycetes; Boletales; Suillaceae
Exons: 2
Coding region: 338-646 (102 amino acids)
Source: RefSeq, a predicted model, not a curated record
AAUAGCGCGUCUCCAUCACCGUCCACCUCCAUCUCAAACCCGCCUUCCUUGACAUAUCCGGCCAAUCCGACAAAACGUCGUAGAUUCUAUCCACUAUGGGCAUCUCACCAAAGCCGUUUCAGCGCUCUCGGCAUCUUAUGCAGAUGUUCGUGCACUUGUGCAUGAGGUCACUCAGAAAGCAUUCGCUCUGGCUGGAGAGAAUGUGGACGCUGCGUGUGUCGUCAUCGGCCUUCCUAAGCAGAUUUUACUUGCGAACGACUUUGAGGUUGAGCUGAUAACACCUAGAUGCAAAGACUGUUUGCAGCAGGCUGCAAGGGUGUUUGUCGAAGACCUUGCCAUGCCCGUCCUGAUUGCUGUCAAUCCCCCCGAACGCCAUGCAAGGCAGAAGGUGAUCACAAACAUCACAUUCUACGAGAAAUCCGGUAUGCACCGAGUGGACUACCCUGCAAUCAUCAAAACAGAUAUAAGAGGAAAUCGAAAUACUGCAUACCCCGCGCUCGAGAAGUUUGUUCUGCACGUCGUCCGCAGCUCAUGUUUUGCAUCUGAUGCUAUCGAAGCUGUGACAACACGAUCACAAAAGCCCAGUGCACUGUCUUUCGCUCACUCUUUUGGUGUUGAGAUGACUCGGUACCGUGAUGCGUUCUGAUGAUUGUGAUAAAACUAUGUAGGAAGUGUGUGUAACCAAGCUCGGAUAGCAUCACUCGCAUACUCAUGCAUAUCCGACCAACCCUUGGCACGACAUCAGGUCUAGACAUGUAUAUGGAUGCUUGGUGUGGCCAACUCCGUUAACACCAACUAUGUAGAGAAAAAAUCAACUUCAUUAGCUUGGCAGGCGGAAAUACGCUCUCACUCCCAGCUUCAACAGAGGCAAAUUACAUGCUGUAGGUUAGACAUCGCGGGA